Molecule: messenger RNA, 3597 nt
Organism: Penicillium verrucosum
Lineage: Eukaryota; Fungi; Ascomycota; Eurotiomycetes; Eurotiales; Aspergillaceae
Exons: 3
Coding region: 1-3597 (1198 amino acids)
Biological process (GO): protein phosphorylation
Molecular function (GO): ATP binding; protein kinase activity; protein binding
Source: RefSeq, a predicted model, not a curated record
AUGGCAGAGUAUGAUGAUGUUCUCAACGACCUGGAUGAUAAUUACUAUCUAAUAGACGGAGACAAUCUAUCUCCUUCCCUUCAACCCUGGGCCAAUUCUAGCGACAUUGAAGAAUUCGACUCGAGCAGUCUCAACCAUUCCUCUGAUUCCUCAUGGACUAACCUUGACCCUUUAGAGGCGGCCAUAACGGCCACUCGAAAUGGUUCUUCUCCAGUUCUCAGCACCCUUUCUCAAUUCACAACCAUCCUAUCCCAAACUGGUAUCCACGGCCCUCGCCUCAUCAGACCGGCCAAUCUCACCACCCGAGCCAUUAAGAUCGGCUCCGGUACCCAAUUUACUGUAUUCAAGGACCCUAUCUUUGAAAGAGAGGUCAUCAAACGUGUUAAAGUUCCACUCCCAAAUAAGGUGGAACAGCGCUUCUCGACGAGCAAUGACUAUCGCUUAUGGCUAAGGACAUUGCUACUAGAGGUACUAUCGCUCUGUAACCCCGUUCUCCGUGCGCAUCCAAACAUCACCACUCUCGUGGCAUGGGGGUUCGAUUUCCCCUUUGCGGAUAUGGCCGUGCCCGUAUUGUUUAUGGAAGAGGCAAUGAUGACUUUGGGGGACUUUCUGGGUGCGGAGAAGAGGGGGGUGGAGGUAAUGUAUCAGCUUGCGCUAGGUGUAGCGAAUGGGCUGGAAGCGCUACAUAACCUCAAAAUUGUACAUGGAGAUGUUAAGCCGGAUAAUGUGCUUGUGUUUGACGGCCCGAAUGAGAACACCCCCUUCCAAGCCAAGUUGAGUGAUUUCGGGGUUUGCAUUGAUUUGGAGACACCCGAGCGGCGACUUGCGUUGAGUGAUUACCUGGGAACCCUGGCUUGGAUACCACCUGAGUUGGUGAAUAAGGACGUCUCGAGGUUUGGGGGGUUCUCGCCGGAACUAAUGUUCAAGUUUGAUGCGUAUAGCUUCGGCAUGGUUCUCGUGUCUAUCUUUACCGGUGGUCAGGUUCUCAUUCUGGAUACAAAACCUGACAGGGUCUCAGAUCAGAUUUCCAAGUUGUUUAACCAAGAAGAUAUACCUUCUUCUAUGCGCAUCGAACUACGGAAAGCAGCCUUGAAACUACUGUCCGAAGAUCCCAGAGACCGACCACUCCCAAGUGCAGCUUUGCUGAAAAUCGACUCCCCGGCAUACGCUUUCUGGUUUUCCUCCAUCCAAUCCCACUCCACAAACACUCAUGUAGGAAUCAUUGAUCCAAUAUACAACAAAGGUCCGCUCUUCUGGUACCGCCUCGAUCAGAGUAUUCGAAAAGAACUGGAGGAGCAACACGCGCUGAGUAAGGGAGCAGAUGCGCCUCCAUUUGCGGGGGAUGUGCUUUUUGGGAUAGCGCAGACAAUUACUGGCGAGAAGCCGAUGUACCUGGAUCGAAUGUUAACGUAUUUGGGCGAUGCAGCGAGGGUGGGAUACUCCCCGGCUAGGGCUGUAUAUGCGCAGAUUAUGGAGGCACAUGGUCAAACGCCGGAGUUCAGCAACGAAAUAUUGGAAGAGUGGAUGCUGCAGGCUGUCUCUGAAGGGUACCUUUUUGCGAAGUCUGCUAGACUGGAGAAGAGAGUGGAAGAGGCGAAGGGCCGGUUUAGAAGUCAGGGGGGCUUUUGUUCCGACCCCUUCGUGGGGAAAAGUGACGUUAAGAUGGCAAUUGACAGGGGAAAAGGGUUGGAGUGGAAGAUGAAGAACGGGGAUGUUGUUGAUCGUAAACGGAAUACGAUAUUGCAUGCUGCUGCUGCAUUUGGGGCUGUUGAUGCGUUGCAGAGUCUAAUAGAUGAUGCAAAGAUAGCAGUGGACGUGGAGAAUGAGAAUGCCGAGACGCCAUUGUAUAAGGCGUUUCAAGCGGGACAUACGAAAGUGAUCGAGGUCCUGCUUGACCAUGGUGCAAAAGCGUCCUGCAGAAAUCGGCAGAAGAUCACUCCUCUGCAUUGGCUGUUUAUGCUCCCCGAGGGUUCGAUCCGUGAAAUCGCAAAACGGAUGAUUGAAAGAGGAGCAGAUGUCAAUGCAGUAAUGGAGCCCAUCAAGGAACACAACAGUGGAUUUUCAGAAAAGAUCCAGAUACUUCACUAUCCAUUUGAACUUCCACAUGGGUCACCUCUUCAUUGGGCAUGUUUUUUCCGCAAAAUGACAGCCAUCGACACUCUCAUUUCGCUUGGGGCCAAUGUCAACGUAGUCUAUCAUGGCUCAGAUCCGUCAACCACCCCGCUUUCAUUGGCAGCGUACUUCGGGGAACCUAUGAUAGCCAAAUAUCUGAUAUCUCAUGGUGCGGACGGCGCUUUAUUGGACUCGAUGGGACGAAAUAACUUGCACGGAAUCACCAAGUAUUUUCCUGACCGACAUGGAUACCUGCGUCAUCACUGGCAUUAUUGGAUCCGACAUGGGACAUGGGAGCAUCAUUUGGCGCAGAUCGCGGAUUUAGUUAAUAUAUUGGUCGAGGCUGGCGCAGACAUCAACGCUAAGGAUAAGGGAAAACCUUGUUUGACUCCCAUUGCAGCGGCAGCCGAUCGAGGAUGCUGGGAUGGGGGUAUGAUAUGUGCAUUGCUGGAUGCUGGAGCUGAUUUGGGGGGAUCAGUCCUGACCACGGGAGAUACCGUGCUGCAUUCAUGGGCAUCUAUCGUUGGACCGCGUCUGGAUUAUCCCGAUUCAUACCUACCGACAUUAAAAAAGAUAGUGAAGGCUAUGCCAAAUCUUGACAUCUGCAACCGGUUCGAAGAGGCUACUCCACUCCAUGAGUUGACAACCAUAUACCACCCAGAGGAUGAAUUCGAGGCUGCAUGCAAGAUUUUCCUCGGUCACCCCCGUCCAGCAGACAUCAAUGCAAAGACCCGUCGCGGUGAUUCCCCACUAUCUAUAGCUCUGGAAACAAACCUCGAUCCUACACGACGCGGCCGCUUCUUGCUCGGGAAUGGGGCCGAUCCCCUCGUUCUCAACUACCGAGGGCGAGAUAUUUUCUAUUCAAUUGUCAACAACCUUGUUCUGACUGACCAAGACAGUCACGACCUCAUCCAGCACUUUCUCCACCAUCUCAGCCCUGAUAUCCAAAGCGCGUACACGAAGUACUACCUCCACAACCCUAACAGCAAUGAACCCCUCUUCGCCGCCGCACAGAGCGGAAAACCGCGCACGUUAAACCUCCUCCUCUCUCUCGGUCUCACCAGAUACAUCAAUAAGCCCAACACAUCAAAGUCACCACCAUGGACCCCACUAGAUCGAGCUCUCCACUCCGCCGAGCUCGGUCGCCGUGCACAUAUGCGGAGAUUGGCAUCAUACAAACAUGGUGGCGCACGCACCAAAGCGCUGGAGCAGAACCUUGUCUACGAUGAAACCCAAGGUCCGCCAGCCCGUGCGGCUGAAUCUUACAGGUCAUUUCCAGAGGUCAUCCGGAUCCUUCGAGUUGCGGGGGCUAAACGGACAUGUGAGUUGGAUGGUACGAAGGGGGAUUAUAUUGAGCAACCGAGGGAGUGGGAUCAAGAAGAGAUUCAAAAGUAUGGAUUUACAGUGGAAACACAACCGAAUGUGGAGGCAUGGGGGAAUUGUAUAAAUUGGCGAGAUAUCAGAGGAGUUGGCUGGGCAUAUUGA